UUCACCGCCUCCUUAUCCUUCCCUUCUAAUUGGCUGUCGCCCCUACGAGUCCUUGGAGAGGUCAAAAAUAAUGAUAACGAAAUUUACCGGAGAGUCGCUGUGGUUUUGAGAUAUACAGUUUAGUCGAUCACAUUUCUCUUGUUGGCUUAUCCAGUCCAGCACCGAGACCUUUUUUUUUCAGGUGCUCAUUCAGCUAGCUAGCACAGCUAGCCUCAGCAGCUGGUGGCUAUGGCUGCAGUUAUUUUAAGUUUCCCAACUCUGCAGGGCCUGCGGAUAUUCACGCAGAAGCUGUCAUGGAGCACGAGAGGCGUGAGGCUUGUUUCAGGAGGGGUGAGAAGGAUAGAAAAGGUGCUGAUUGCCAAUCGAGGAGAGAUUGCAUGCCGUGUGAUGCGUUCAGCCAAGAAGAUGGGUGUACGCUCAGUGGCGGUGUACAGUGAUGCAGACACACACUCCAUGCAUGUAGCUAUGGCAGAUGAAGCCUACCAUAUUGGCCCUGCACCCUCCCAGCAGAGUUACCUCUCUAUGGACAAAGUUUUGGAAGUGGCCAAAAAAUCUGGAUCACACGCGGUCCAUCCUGGCUAUGGUUUUUUGUCAGAAAACACAGAGUUUGCUGAGGCAUGUAAACAGGAAGGAAUCAUCUUUAUUGGGCCUCCCUCAUCUGCCAUCAGAGAUAUGGGCAUUAAAAGCACAUCCAAGCAUAUCAUGUCAGCUGCUGGCGUGCCAAUUAUAGGUGGCUACCAUGGAGAGGACCAAUCUAAUGAGAAGUUGCAGGCAGAGGCUGUCCAGAUUGGAUACCCUGUGAUGAUCAAAGCAGUUCGUGGAGGAGGGGGGAAGGGCAUGCGUAUUGCACGCUCAGACUCUGACUUCUUGGAGCAGUUGGAGUCAGCACGGAGGGAAGCCAGAAAAUCCUUCAAUGAUGAUGUCAUGCUGAUCGAGAAGUUCGUGGAGGACCCCAGACAUGUGGAGGUCCAGGUGUUUGGGGACAUGCAUGGCAAUGCCGUCUAUCUGUUUGAGAGGGACUGCAGCGUUCAAAGGAGACAUCAGAAGAUCAUAGAGGAAGCACCAGGGCCUGGUAUAAGCCCUGAAGUGAGGAGAAAACUCGGAGAAGCAGCGGUUAGAGCAGCCAAGGCUGUCAACUAUGUUGGAGCAGGUACGGUGGAGUUCAUUAUGGAUGCCCAGCACAACUUUUAUUUCAUGGAGAUGAACACCAGGUUGCAGGUGGAGCAUCCUGUCUCUGAGAUGAUCACUGGAACUGACCUGGUGGAGUGGCAGCUCAGGGUGGCAGCAGGGGAGCGCUUGCCUCUCCUUCAGGAAGACAUAAUGCUAAGGGGACACUCAUUUGAGGCUCGUAUCUAUGCUGAAGACCCAAAUAAUGACUUCCUUCCUGGGGCGGGGCCUCUGCUGCAUCUCUCCACUCCCCCACCAGACCAACAUACACGUAUAGAGACUGGCGUCAGAGAAGGGGACGAGGUCUCGGCACAUUAUGACCCAAUGAUUGCCAAGUUGGUGGUGUGGGGAGAGGACCGAUCUGCUGCCUUAAAAAAGCUGCGGUAUUGUUUACGACAGUACAAUAUAGUAGGACUAAACACCAACAUAGAUUUCCUGCUGAAUCUUUCGGGCCACCCAGAGUUCGAGGCUGGAAAUGUGAGCACCAGCUUCAUCCCCCAGCACUACGCUGAGCUCUUCCCCACUCCGAAAGCACCUUCUGGGGCAACAAUCUGUCAGGCAGCCCUCGGCCUGAUACUACAGGAGAGGAACCACACACUGGGAUUCACCCAGAGCUCCACUGAUCCUUUCUCCCCAUUUGGCUCUAGCUGUGGUUGGAGAAACAACAUCCUGUUUAACAGAAAUGUGACACUACAGGUGGGAGAUAAAAAAGUUGAUGUGGUCAUCAUGUACAACCAGGAUGGGAGCUACAGUAUGCAGAUUGGUGACGAGGUGAAUCACGUCACAGGGGAGGUGGAGAUGGAAGGCGGGGCAUCGUUCCUGCACUGUACUGUCAAUGGCGUCGAGUCCCGCCCUAAACUUGUGAUCCUGGACAACACGGUGCACCUGUUCUCCACUGAGGGAAGCUCUCAGGUGUCUGUUCCCGUGCCAAAGUAUCGGGCUGGUGUUGGCGGUUCAGGAGCUCAGGGUGGAGCCGUGGCCCCCAUGACUGGAACUAUAGAGAAGGUGCUGGUGAAGGCCGGAGAUAAGGUGACUGUGGGAGACCCACUGAUGGUCAUGAUAGCCAUGAAGAUGGAGCAUACGAUCCGGGCGCCAAAGUCAGGUGUGAUCAAGAAGGUUCUCUUCAGCGAGGGCUCUCAGGCCAACCGCCACGCUCCUCUGGUUGAGCUGGUGGAGGAGGAAGAGCAGGUGGAGGGAGGCAGCCAGUAAAUGCAUCAAAGCCACAGUUACACUAUAAGGUAGAAGAGGGCUAGCACGUGUAAGAGCUGGAGGGAAAGCUACUCAGUGUGAGCCAGUUUUGGCCUCCCGCAGGAUUUAAAUCAUCUGUUCGACAAAGAGUUUGGGUCAGUCUGAGACAGAUGUGGCAGCCGCGUGUUUGCUGGAUGUCUUCCUGCUAGAACUUCUAUCAUGUACAGCGGCUCUUUUUACUCAGCAAUUCUUGCCUACAUGUCAGCAUUUCUCAAAGUUUCGGGGGUCAUGAAACCACCGCAGUGGGGGUGUGGAUGACCAUCGGGGAAAUAUACAGUCUGCAGUGCAGCAAGUGUGAUUUACGCAGAGAGAACAAACAAGUGUUUUAUUCCACUAGAAGCUGAUCUGGAUUCGUCUUCAUCGGCAGAUCCAUAUUCUCUUUCUGCUGUCAGUGAAUAAUCUCUCCUUUCAGUUUUGGUCGGCAUCAGGCUUGUCGGAGGUGCAGUGAUGGUUAAACCUGGCGAAAUCCUGUCUUUGUGUUAGACUGAGUCCUGCCUUUAGUUUCUUUACUGUUUGUGUAUUUAAACAAUUUCUAGAUGAGAAAUGAAACUUUUUUUCUAUCAAGUACUGUCUGAAGGAUUCUUGAAGAAAGUAGGGUUACAACAGAAUAAUCAUCAGUAAUUCUAAAAAAUGUUGAUUUUCAAAAUGUAUCUGAUUAUUUACCACAUAAAUAUCUUUGCUGGGGAUUUCUAUUGAUCUUUAAUUGUAAUUAAGAUGAAAACUAAUGAAUGAGCAAGGAAAAAAGGCAGUUUGAACAUUAGACACAGGCUAGGGGGUUGAUUGCAACGCCACAGAGACCCGUCUAUGUCUACAGCUCUCAGUGGCAUUUUGGUCACGUUUAGGAAAGAAACGCCUUACUGUAGCAACAAGAGAGUGGGGAGCUUUUCUCUUGAAUUUCUGCUCUCGCAUUCUCGCCAUCGCAGCAGAUUAAACCCUCCUAACUUUGACAAGCUCAUGUCAGGGCACAUUAACAGCUUUCUCAUUAAUGGCUUAAACUCCUCUGAGGAGGCUUGUUACAAGCGCCGACUUAUACAGUUGCUGCUGAGUCAUCAAACACGUGUCGGUUCCCUGAAUUGGCACCAAAAGCUACCACUCCUCGAGCCAGAUUACUCUUUGAUCAGAGGCUCUUUGCUUCAGUCUGGGCUUUUCAGGGAGGGGUGAAAGAGCAUCGCUGUACAGGAAAGGUUGCGUCAAGUUGACAACGUGAGCACAAGUUGUUUUUAUUAAUUAGAAUCUGGCCACUCUGUGCUUCCAGACUGACUCCAAACUCUCCAUUAUUCACACUCACAAUACCUCUCUGUCACAGUUAAAACAAAAAACCACAGGUCUCCUUUAACCCUCCACUCUGCUGCUGCAAGCACUCCAGAGUGCAUUCUGUGACGAGUCAGUCUCAUGUGCAGCAUUUCUGCACGCACUUGUCUCUCGGUUCAGAGUAGCUCCUGAAGGAUGAAAUGUCAGUCACGGAGAGAUUUUGGCGGACAGAUGGUUUGCAUCCGCGUAAAUCCAGUGAGGGAGUGAUCUGCCACAGACACGGUGGUGAAGUGGAUCGCUCUCUUCUCACCAACCGGUGUGCUUUGAGAUCUUGUAGACUAAAACUGUCAGUAUGAACACAUUUCCUGGAUUGUUUGUAGGUGUAAAAUAAUAAACUAGUCAAAUUCUGUAAUAAAUUUUUUUUAAAGUGUAAA
This is a messenger RNA of Maylandia zebra (zebra mbuna), 4100 nucleotides long. RefSeq names its product methylcrotonyl-CoA carboxylase subunit (gene mccc1). Gene Ontology annotation, cellular component: mitochondrion. Lineage: Eukaryota; Metazoa; Chordata; Actinopteri; Cichliformes; Cichlidae. Gene Ontology annotation, molecular function: methylcrotonoyl-CoA carboxylase activity; metal ion binding; ATP binding. The record is from RefSeq and is a predicted model, not a curated record.